Messenger RNA from Merops nubicus (carmine bee-eater), 2937 nucleotides. It is a transcript of the gene STK31, whose product is annotated as serine/threonine kinase 31. Bases 1 to 2937 code for a protein of 978 amino acids. Gene Ontology annotation, molecular function: protein kinase activity; ATP binding. The transcript is spliced from 25 exons. NCBI's taxonomy places the organism in Eukaryota, Metazoa, Chordata, Aves, Coraciiformes, Meropidae. The record is from RefSeq and is a predicted model, not a curated record. Gene Ontology annotation, biological process: protein phosphorylation.
AUGGAUGAAGACACAGAGUAUGACAAAGUUGAAGAUGUUGUGGGAUGCCACGUUGAAGAUGCUGUAACAUUUUGGGCACAGAAUGUCAGUAGAUGUAAUGAACUCUUGAAAUUAAGUUGUGCACUGGCAGAAGCUUGUCCUCAGGCUAAUGCAGUUUUUGGCAAACCUAAUUUUAGUAAGAUUUAUGGUGGCUGUUUUUCUGAAGAUAGGUGUUGGUACAGAUGUAAGGUACAGCAAGUGAUCGGCAAUGAAAAGUGUCAGGUAUUGUACAUUGACUAUGGAAAUUCUGAGGUUCUGAAUAGAUCAGACAUAGUUGAAAUUCCACCAAACUUGCAAUGUCCAAGUGUUGCCAAGAAGUACAGACUCUGGGGACUGCAGAUACCAACUGAUCAGAACUUUAACAUGUUUGAUCAGGGGAAGAAGUUCUUGAGCAGCCUGGUUCUUGAAAAAAAAAUAAAAAUACGUCAGAAAGCGAAGCACGAAGACGGUACCAUUAUUGUCCAGGCAGAGGAUGAAAAAGUGGAUAUUGGAGAAAAGAUGGCCAAGGCAGGGUUUGCUGAAAAAUGCACAUCUGCAAGAAACAGUAAAGAUGCCAAGGAGGGAAAAGUCGAUGUCUUGCAAAGCCAGCGUCGGAAGGUGAAAGCUUCAGUUCCACUGUGGCUGAACAGGCCUAAUCCCGCGGCGGGCACCACCCCAAGAGGACAAUUUGAUGAAGUCCCUGCCAGCACGAGGAGCCAGAGUUUUGCUGGAAACCGCAUGUUUCCGCCGAAGGAGAAAAUACUAGCUUCUUCCUCAGUGCCAGAUAACAGCUUCACACAAGUAAGAACAGAUCAGAGGCUCUCUGAAGAGAAAGAAAUUCUGAAAAGGGAGAAUGUAAAUCUCUUGCACAGACAGAGGGAACUAGAACUGAAGGUUCAACAGCUACAGUGUGAACUUCAGCUUUUGAAUUUAGAGAAGGAAGCAUCCAGGAAAACUGCUGAAAGCUCUGAGGAAACCCUGCGUACUUACAUUGGAACAAAAAUGAGAAGUUUGGCUGCUAAGGUGAAGGCACUGAAAGAAGUUAGGCAAGCAAAUAAGAACGAUUGUUUUGAGGAGCAGCUCUCAAAAGCCAUACAAGUGGUUACAGAAGAAUGUCUCACUGCUCCGCCUUCCUUGGAAAAACUGCAGAAGAUUUGGACAGAGUAUGACUUGGCUCAAGAGAGAAUUCAGUUAUAUAACAUUGGAGACUUAGCUGCCUUUGCCACAACUGAUGUAUUUGUGGAGUGUUUGUGGGGUUUUUUGGUUGAAAGAGAUGUAUUGAUUACCAAGAGAGAUGAGGUGCAGGAGAACUUGUAUUCAGCAGUGGAAGAGUUAAUUUUGGAAGUAGAUCACCUGCCCCUCUCUGAGCGCUCAAGAACAUUACAGGAACUGUCUGCUUCUCUAGAGAUGAUGGGUGCUCAAGAUUCUGAAGCAGAUGACUCUGAAGAGGUGUUUCAACAGUUCUUUAAGUGGAAAAGUGCUAAAAUGAAGAAACUAAUUUGUGUCAGGGAUGAUACGGACACAGCUCUGCAAAUUCUCGCUGACUGGUUUGGUGCGGUCUUAAAGUGUUUUGAUCUGAUGUCAGAAACGCCUUCAGAUUUAGAGGAAGUGAUUGGCAAUGCAGAUGAAAUUCUCAAAAAGGUUGAGCUGGCUAUUUGUGAAGAACUGAAUACUGACUUAAAUGAGCAUGAUGAAGCAAAGAAAGGAAUAAUUACAAGUGUUUACAAUAAAGUUCUACGUAAAGUUUGUCAGGAGCAAAGUAUGAUCUCUGUCAUACAGAACAGAUACCUGGCCAGUGUUGAGUUCAAAAAACAUUCGGAGGAAUGGCUGAAUAGAAGACCCAAUAUUAACAACUUAUUAUCUGUCAAGAAAACUAUAAAAAGCUUAAAGGCCCAGUUAAGGUGGAAGCUGGUUGAGAAGAACAACUUUGAGGAAUCUGAUGAUUACAACGACUUUGAAAUGACAAUAAUAAAAGAGGAAAUUGCUGGUCUGCGGAAUAGGGUUCUUCAAGAAAUAUCCAAGGAGCAAAAAGAAUAUGAGAAGCUUACUUAUCUGGUACAGAAAUGGUUCCCUGAGCUACCACUUCUUUAUCCAGAAGCAGGAAUUCUGAACUAUAUGAAUUCCGGUGGACUGCUGACGUGCAGCCUGGAGCGAGACCUUUUGGAUGGUGAGCCUAUGAAGGAACUGAGCACGAAGCGACCUUUAAUGUGUUCAGAAAUUCAGGGCCAGAAGGUGCUUCUAAAGGGCUAUUCUGUAGAUGUAAGCUCAGAAGCCAAAGUCAUAGAAAGAGUUGCCAAGUAUCACAGAGCUUGGAAUCAACAGAAGGAGAAAUCCGGAUUAUUGCAACUGUUGUUCCUUCUUUUCUGCAAGUCUGAUCCUUUGGUAUAUGUAAUGAUCCCAUACUACCCAGGAGCAAGUCUGGGAGAUUUACAGGCUGAUACACCUUUAACUUUAGAAGAGGCAUUAAAAGUGAUGAAAGGAGUGGCCCAAGGUCUACAAACAUUACAUGGAGCUAAUAUAGUACAUGGAUCUCUGCAUGGAAAUAAUGUUUUUGCUGUGAAUCGAAACCAAGGAAUUGUUGGAGACUUUGAUUUCACAAAACCAGAGGAACAACGUGCUGCUGCAGACACUAUGGUUGUCAGUACCUUAAGCUUGCUUUCUCCUGAACUGAAAAUGGGACAACCAGCUUCUCCAGCCUCUGACAUGUAUGCUUAUGGCUGCCUUCUCUUCUGGCUUUGUGUUCAAAACCAGACGUUUGCCAUAAAAGACGAUGGGACACCUGAGGUGGAUGUGAUUGACAUGGAUGAUAAAGUUAAGUCUCUUCUCCUGAAUUUGUUCUGCUGUGACAGACUGACAGCUGAGCAGGUGCUGAAGGAUGAUUGCUUCCUUGUAGUUGAUGAGAUUCCAGUUUCACCAUAA